Messenger RNA from Trichosurus vulpecula (common brushtail), 945 nucleotides. RefSeq names its product olfactory receptor 56A3-like. Gene Ontology annotation, molecular function: G protein-coupled receptor activity; olfactory receptor activity. The transcript has a single exon. Gene Ontology annotation, cellular component: membrane. Gene Ontology annotation, biological process: G protein-coupled receptor signaling pathway. Lineage: Eukaryota; Metazoa; Chordata; Mammalia; Diprotodontia; Phalangeridae. Bases 1 to 945 code for a protein of 314 amino acids. The record is from RefSeq and is a predicted model, not a curated record.
AUGAUACUUUACAACGAGUCUUCUUCUGCUGGGGUCUCUGAGUUUCUCUUGAACUGUUUUGUCAGAUCUCCAAGUUGGCAGCACUGGCUCUCCCUGCCUUUGAGCCUGCUCUUCCUCCUAGCCAUGGGUGCCAAUGCCACCCUCCUAAUCACCAUUAGGAUGGAAGCAUCCUUGCACGAGCCCAUGUACUAUUUGCUCAGCCUCCUCUCCAUACUGGAUAUCGUGCUCUGUCUCACUGUCAUCCCCAAAGUUCUGCUUGUCUUUUGGUUUGACCUCAGACCCAUCAGCUUCUCUGCUUGCUUCCUUCAAAUGUUCAUCAUGAACAACUUUCUUCCCAUGGAAUCUUGCACCUUCUUGGUAAUGGCGUAUGACCGCUAUGUGGCCAUAUGCCACCCCCUGCGCUAUCCAUCCAUCAUCACUGAUCAGUUUGUGGUCAAAGCUAGUAUCUUUAUUGUGGCACGGAACACCCUCCUCACUGCUCCAAUUCCUAUCCUCUCUGCCCGGCUCCAUUACUGUGGGAAUAACAUCAUCGAGAAUUGUAUUUGUGCCAACCUGUCGGUCUCGAAGCUCUCCUGUGAAAAUGUUAUUGUCAAUAAGAUCUACCAAUUAAUUGUGGCCUGGACUCUGCUUGGCUCUGAUCUUAUACUUAUUUUCCUCUCCUAUUCCUUCAUUCUGAGGGCUGUGAUGAAGCUUAAGGCUAAAGGGGCUGCUGCCAAGGCCCUAAGCACAUGUGGUUCCCACUUUAUCCUCAUUCUCUUCUUUAGCACCAUCCUGCUGGUUUUCAUCUUUACUCAUAUGGCCAAGAAAAAGGUUUCUCAUGAUGUCCCUGUCCUACUCAAUGUCCUGCACCAUGUAAUCCCUGCUGCCCUUAACCCCAUUGUCUAUGGGGUGAGGACAAAAGAAAUUAAACAGGGAAUCUGGAGGUUACUGAGGAAGGGGCAAUGA